AGAGUCCAUACAGGAGAAAAACUAUUUGGCUGUGUUGACUGUGGAAAAAGAUUUUCCAGAACAGUCAACUCUAAAGACACACAUGAGAGUCCACACAGGGGAGAAACCACAUGGCUGUGAUGACUGUGGGAAAAGAUUUAAUCUUCAGUCAAAUUUAAAGAUGCAUAUGAGGAUCCACACAGGAGAGAAACCAUUUGGCUGUGAUGACUGUGGGAAAAGAUUUAAGCGUCAGUCACAUUUAAAGUUACAUAUGAAAGUCCACACAGGAGAGAAACCAUUUAGCUGUGAUGACUGUGGGAAAAGAUUUUCAGAUCAGGGACAUCUGAAGAGACACGUGAUAGUCCACAAUGGAGAGAAACUCUUUGGCUGUGAUGUUUGUGGAAAAAGGUUUUCAAUACAGGGAAGUCUGAAGAACCAUAUGAGGAUCCACACAGGAGAGAAACCAUUUGGCUGUGAUGCUUGUGGGAAAAGGUUUUCAAUACAGGGAAGUCUGAAGAAACACAUGAGGAUCCACACAGGAGAGAAACUGUUUGACUGUGAUGCUUGUGGGAAAAGAUUUAAUGACCAGUCACAUCUGAAGAGACACAUGAGAGUCCACACAGGAGAGAAACCAUUUGUCUGUUUUGACUGUGGAAAAAGGUUUUCAUUACAGGGAAGUCUGAAGAGACACAUGAGAGUCCAUACAGGAGAGAAACUUUUUGGCUGUGAUGACUGUGGGAAAAGAUUUUCAGAACAGAGAAGUCUGAAGAAACACAUGAAAAUCCACACAUGAGAAAAAACAUUGGACAAUGAGUGUUA
This is a messenger RNA of Larimichthys crocea (large yellow croaker), 798 nucleotides long. RefSeq names its product gastrula zinc finger protein XlCGF57.1. Gene Ontology annotation, molecular function: DNA-binding transcription factor activity, RNA polymerase II-specific; RNA polymerase II cis-regulatory region sequence-specific DNA binding. Gene Ontology annotation, biological process: regulation of transcription by RNA polymerase II. Lineage: Eukaryota; Metazoa; Chordata; Actinopteri; Sciaenidae. The transcript has a single exon. The coding region runs from base 83 to 772 and encodes 229 amino acids. The record is from RefSeq and is a predicted model, not a curated record.